Messenger RNA from Porites evermanni, 1083 nucleotides. Lineage: Eukaryota; Metazoa; Cnidaria; Anthozoa; Scleractinia; Poritidae. The record is from the annotation of a GenBank genome assembly.
AUGAUUAAGCCUCAUAACAAAACAGAGGGCCUACUGGAACCCACAGACGUCAUCAGUAACCAAAUCCGUUAUGUCGUAGCUGGAGUAUAUGCGCUUUUGACCGUCACAGCCAUCAGCCUUAAUACACCUGUCCUCAUCACGUUCAUAAGAGACAAAUCUCUUCGCACGAAUUCUAACCGACUGAUUUUCAGUAUAGCAGUCGGCGAUUGGCUUCACGCAGUAUUGGCGUUUCCUUUUGGUAUUGUCUCCAAUGCGUCAGGUAACUGGCGAGUGAUGGCCAGUGGAAUAUGCAAGUGGUACGCUUUUAUCACAACUUUCUUGUCAUUUGGCAUCAUGCUCCAUCACGCUACCUUUGCUAUCGAACGAGCUAUGGUCAUAAAUUACGCGGUGGAGCCGUCCUCUGUAACAAAGAAUCUCGAUUAUGCCAUUUUCGGACUUUGGUGUUUUGCAUUUCUUUGGAGUAUCUUUCCGCUGUUUGGCUGGUCAUCGUACGCUCCUGAGGGUGGGGGAACGCUUUGCGCCAUUCACUGGCAAUCGUCCGAACUACCUGCUAUCGUUUACAUCCUGUGCAUUUACGUCUUCUUCUUUUUAGGACCCAUUAUUGCCAUGGUUACAUCUUUCUUCUUGAUUUACCAAAUUGUAAAGAAAAUGAGUAAGAAUGCGCAUGACAUGUGGGGAGAGGCAGCUGCCCCUACUCUAGAAGCCGUAGUAGCUGAAGGAAAAACUGCUCGUAUGGCGUUUAUUAUGUCAUUUUGUUUCAUCUUUGCCUGGACACCAUACGCCGUUGUUUCCCUGUACGCCAUGAUAGCAAAACCAGAGAUUAUACCGCCAUUGGUGGCUAUUUUACCCGCUCUAUUUGCAAAAUCGGCUUCAUGUUAUAAUCCAAUUAUUUAUUUCUUCUUGUUCAAAAAAUUCAGAGAUAGUCUCAGACAAACAGUCCGGGAAUUGUGCGCGCGCUUCAUGGGACAAGAAACUACAGGUGCUGCAAAUGCCAACGUUGAGCUGAUUGUAACUUCCUUAUCUACUGACGAUACGAACGAAAACAAGAAGACUAAAAGCAGGUUACGAGAAAGCAGCUGCUAA